Ogataea polymorpha is the source of this 5172-nucleotide messenger RNA. RefSeq lists its product as uncharacterized. The record is from RefSeq and is a predicted model, not a curated record. Gene Ontology annotation, biological process: DNA damage checkpoint signaling; regulation of translational initiation by eIF2 alpha phosphorylation. The transcript is spliced from 2 exons. Lineage: Eukaryota; Fungi; Ascomycota; Pichiomycetes; Pichiales; Pichiaceae. Gene Ontology annotation, cellular component: cytosol. The coding region runs from base 1 to 4839 and encodes 1612 amino acids. Gene Ontology annotation, molecular function: ATP binding; eukaryotic translation initiation factor 2alpha kinase activity; protein binding.
AUGAACGAGUACUAUGACACACAGAUUGAGGAGCUCGAGGUUCUCAAAGCUAUCUAUGCGGACGACCUUGAAGACAAGACACCGCAGCAGAGCGCCUGGAGCCAAAAGCCCUGUCCUAAAUUCGAAAUUACGCUUCGUUCAGAUACUAAUAGCGACCCCAUAUUGACACUAGUGCUCAAGAUCGAAUUCACAGCCACAUACCCGCAGACGCUUCCAUUAGUGUCCUUUGGACGCUCCCAGAAUAUUCUCAGCUCUCAGCUCUCGUUUCUGCGUACAGAAAUCGAUAAGAUUAUGAAGCAAGAGAAAGGCGGUCCUAUGGUUUAUUCUGUCACGACGUGCAUAUUGGACCAUUUGAACGAGUUCCAAACGAGGGCCCGAACAGGUACGUUGGAAGAGGAAAGACUCCGUAGACUUGAAAAGGAAAAAGAGCUCAUGGAACAGCAAGAGAAGGAACAGCGACAAAAGAUUGAACUCGAGAGAGAAAAGGAGCAGGAAUUACUAGACCAGAUGGUGGCCACCGAAUUGAAACGAAGAUCCAAUAAGAGCGUAUCCGAAGCGCAGACUUCCUCGCCAACGCUCAAAGAAAACAUUUUAAGCUUGGAAUCUGCCGUGCAUAGCUCCAUGGACGAGCGAAUAUUUGUUUUUGACAAGACAAUUGAAACGCAUUUGGACUACUACAAGCUUAAUUUUCGAGCAGUAUCUGGGUUUGUGCCAAUUGAACCUAUUGGACUACUUAAAGACUGCAGCCAGCAGUAUUUGGUAAAACCUCAUAUCCAUAAAGAUUCUCCGGCGUACGGUCUGAUACAGGACCUUACCAAGGGCAAGAACAAACUUCAGUUCCUGUUCACAGAAAUAGAUCUCUCCAAUCCUUUCUGGAGGUCCAGUCAAGGCAAGAAACUGAUUUUUUCUCUUGAAAAAGAGCUCCAGGCUGUUACGAAUCUACGACAUGACAACAUUGACCGCGUCUUCGCUUUUAACAUUGAAAAGUUCGAAAUGACAUCUAGUGGGGAUGAAAGAUUUGACGUUUGGAAAAUUGCCAUAUUGACCAGCUACAAUGAUACGCUGGCAAAUCUUUUGAGUAAGAUAUCAUUCAUCAAUAUUAAUACCGCCCGCGAGUGGAUAAUCCAGCUCCUAGAAAGUUUGGAGUACCUACACAAACAAGGAAUGAUUCACAAAUGCCUCAACUUGGAUGCUAUUCAAGUCUGUCCAUCAUCCAUGGGGCAGAGCCAGGUCAAGCUUGCUAACGUAUGCUAUGGUUACACCAUUCUGAACAUGGUGUCAAGCUACCCAAAUCAGGGGCAGUAUGACGAUGUGCUGCCGUUUGAUGCUCCUGGAUGGAUAGCUCCCGAACGGAAAAAGAAUGGAUCUUCUCUAUUCGACAAACCGCAGCGCAAAACGGAUGUCUGGGACCUGGGGGUGAUUUUCGUCCAGCUUGUGUUAGGUUUUGACGUGAUUUAUGACUUUGAAAGUCCGUCAGACCUCUUAGCUAAUCAUACAGAGUUGGAGGAGCCGAUCGCCGAUUUUCUCAAAGCUAUAUUUGAUGUUCGCACCCGCAAGCGUCCAGAUCCUUUGGAGCUACUACCAUGUCGUUUUCUGCGGCUCAAUCUCAAUACAGUUCCUGCACUGUCGAUAGGAUCUGACUUUGUUGACAAGCGGAGUUCUGCUCAAAUCAACGGAUUUUCUGAUAUCUCAGAUGCACCAUUGCUUUCAGCCCCUAAAAAUAGGCCCAAAAGAGAUUCUUUCAACAGUGUUACUGCUCAUGAAUUCAAAUCCUACUCCAGAUACGUCCAAGAUUUUGAAGAGGUUGGAAGCUUGGGCAAAGGGGGAUUUGGUGAGGUUGUCAAAGUCCGAAACAAGUUAGAUGGCAGGUUUUACGCAAUAAAGAAAAUCAGGCACACCGAAGAUAAACUGGCCAAAAUUCUUAACGAAGUGAUGUUGCUGGCUAGACUCAACCACCAGUAUGUCGUUCGCUAUUAUGCAGCCUGGCUAGAGGACGAUUUGAGUUAUGGUGCUGUAUUUUCAGACUCUGAAGAUGAUGAAGAAGAGUUUGAGACCGAGGCGGAUGCCACAUCUGAAUAUACAAGAACAGGGAGCCAAACCUACACUGAUUUUAUUUCGUCCUCUGUGAAUCCUGAAUUGGAAUUUAACAUCAGCGAGGAUGAAGAGUCUGAUCCUGAAGAGGAGAAGGCAUUCACUUUUGGAACCGAAAGUGAAGAGGAAAAAGACAACGCAGUAGAACAAAGAUUGCCUGUUUCGAAAAAAAGAUCCGUUUUGUUCAUUCAGAUGGAGUACUGUGAAAAUCGUACCCUAUUUGAUCUCAUUCGCCAAGGUUUGUACAAAGACCCUGUCUUUUAUUGGAGGAUUAUGCGCCAGAUACUUGAAGCUCUUAGCCAUAUUCAUUCCCAGGGUAUUAUUCAUCGGGAUUUGAAGCCAAUGAAUAUUUUCAUUGAUGAAAACCAAAACGUCAAGGUUGGAGACUUUGGUCUUGCGAAGAACGUUCAUUAUCUUCCAUCAACAAACAGGAAAGUUUUAGACGUCUCAGAAAGUGGGGAAGAUCUUACCUCAGACAUUGGCACAAGGUUGUACGUCGCUGUUGAGGUCAUGAAUGGCUCUGGAGCAUACAACGAAAAAGUUGAUCUCUAUUCAUUGGGUGUAAUUUUCUUUGAGAUGGUGUACCACCUGGGUACUUCUAUGGAGCGAUAUACCGUGAUCAGUAAUCUGAGAGCUCCCGAAAUUGUAUUCCCGGAGGAUUUUGAUAACGAACGUUUGGCAACCGAGAAAAAAAUCAUAAAGAUGUUACUCGACCAUAACGUCGAAAGAAGACCAUCGGCUCGACAGUUGCUUCAAAGCGGACUGAUCAGGGUUGAACAGCAAGACGAUUUAAUGAAGGAAGCUUUAAAUGCGCUGAUUGAUCCUUCUUCCUCGUGGCACCAUCAGGCUAGAAGCAUUUUAUUCUCCCAACCUUAUAGUUACGUGCGUGACCUUUUGUUUGGGGACGUUGAAAAAUCGUACGGAACAGCAGACUAUCUUUUGCACUCCAAAAUAGUUCAAGAGAUCUCCAAGAUAUUCAUGAGACAUGGUGGCAUUGAGUUUGUUGACCAUACUGCUUUGCUAUUUCCUAAGAAUCCUCUGUAUGAUUCGACGUACAAGGUUUACGAGGUACUGGACAAGGCUGGAUCAGUUCUUCAGCUUCCAUAUGAUUUAACGCUUCCUAUGGCUAGACUUCUUGGACGCAGGCCGCUGUCAAUUCACAAGUUUUUCAGAAUUGAAGAUGUAUAUCGCUCGAUAGACAAAGAUGAAGGAUCUGGCCCAAGCAAGUUCAAGGAAAUUGACUUCGAUAUUGUUUCUCGCCCGAAUGAUUCGGCAGAGCUGCUACCCUUCUAUGAUGCGGAGUGCAUUAAAGUGAUGAGUGAAAUCAUAGCUAUUUUGCCGUUCCUGAAGCAGAGCAACGUGAAAAUCAUAUUGAACCAUUGCAACUUGCUAGAUACAAUCCUAGAAUACUGUGGCAUAGAAAGACCGCAGAGAGUUAUUGUCAGCCGAAUCCUUGCCGAAGUUGGUUUUGGAAAGACUAUCAAGGAGGUGAAAGCUAUCUUGAAGCAGGAUCUCAACAUGUCAUCCACAAUCUUGAACGAACUUGUGCAGUUCGAUUUCGGACUCCCAAUUGGACAAGUGAGGUCAAAGCUACACAAGCUCAUGAUGGAUAGCCCGCAUCUAGGGAAGGUGGAUAAUUCCUUAAAUUAUAUCUCGAAGAUCAUGAACUACUUGGAAUGGUUUAAUGUGGAGCUCAACAUCGAAAUUAGACCAUUUAGCGGCUAUAACUCUGCGUUCUAUAAAGGGGGAAUCAUGUUUACGGCAGUAUACGAGGACAAGUUCAAAUCCAUCAUAUGCGCUGGCGGACGUUACGACGAACUAAUUAGCACAUUGGCUCGCAACAAGUCGCCCCGUGACCUCCCAAGAGCCGUGGGGCUCCGUUUGGCUUGGGAUUUCCUUUUCAACUCGAUGAAACGGUAUCAGGACAUGUUCAACAACCGUAAGGACACGAAGCGCAAGUUUCAGAAGGAGAACCUGAAGGUUGUUUGGCAGACCAAGAAAUGUGACGUUCUUAUUGGAUUUUUCUCUACUGGUAUCCUGAAAGAAAUUGCGCCUUUUCUGUUGCAGGUACUCUGGUCGAACGAUAUCAGCGCAGACCUGGUGAACAAUUCGGUCACCAUCGACGACAUGGUAAAUCAGGCAGUCGAAUCGAAUGUGAAAUGGUUGCUUGUGGUGAAGGCUCAGACAAAUAUGGAGACACUUAAGGGAAACUCAAAGAGCAACAAAUAUAAACCAUUGCGACUCAAGAAUUUGGAGGCAAAAGUUGAUAUCGAAGUUGACUUGCACGAUCUCGUGUCGUUGUUAAAAGGCGAGCAGCCAAAAGAGAUUGAGGUCGAUACCAAGGAUGUGUUGCAGGACGCCGAGGCACUUGCAGACAACCGUCAACGAGUUGUGGUUGUUCCUAAUAACGCAACGGGAGCCAACAAGAAAAAUAACAAGAAGGAGAAAUGGGCGAUUGUGGAUCAAGCGGCCGAGUCCGCAGAGUCUCUGAUCCGAGUCCUGGAAAGUUCUCCUAUCUUCACCAUUGAAGCGAGGGACGAAGUGCUUGCGAUGAUUAGUAUCACGUCGCUGAACCAGCCAGACGAAUGGAAACGGAAAGUUGGCGGAGUCUCCAGCUCGACGCCCCGCUCGUUUGUGGCUAAUAUAUACAAUGCACUUUCGAAGGAGGCGUCCAAGGGGACAAAAUGGGCGAUUUUGUAUGGUGGUCCGAAAUCGGGCAAGGUUUGUAUAGUUGACUUGCAGAAAUAAACUCAGAAAUCAUACUCAUCUGGUUCCUCUUUGAAACCCACGAUAAAGAGCACGAUGCUGAGAUAUAUGAUGAAACCUCCCGCGACACUUAAAAUUAAACUCCAAUGCGUGAUCAGAUGGCAAUGGAAAAGGAUAAUGGGGAAGAUUAUCCCGCUGAUAACAAGAAAUCCCGUCAUGAAUUUGAAGAACUCCUUAAUUGGUAUCUCCUCGUGGGAAUCCGAGAGAAAAUCAGCCUCGUAUGCGCUUGACAGGGACUGUGCUAAAGCGUUGGGCAGCGGAGCAAUAAGGAAAAUGGCAACAUCGAUAAGUGGAAGCCAAUUAUCAUACAAUGCG